UUGCAUGGUGGGGCCCAACCCAAAAGAGACAACGGCCAUGUGACCACGCAGAGACAUGACGUUUCCCCCUUCCUUUCGCCAUUCUUUCUCCCUCUCUGGCUACCUGGCAUAUUGCAGGGUUGCAUCUGCAUCUCACCAUCAAAUCGAUCCUUUCUUCUUGUCUGCAAUUGCUCCUCUGUUUUCCCCCUCCUCAGAAGGAACCCUAGUGUUCGUCCACGAGAUCGUUUUCCCCCAUUGUUCGUUCUGCAGAUUCUUACCUCUAUUUUGAGAGAGGGAGAGAGUGAGAGAGAAAGGGAGAGUCCCACCAUGAAAAUGAAAAUUUAUAGUGGGAAGAGAGAUUGGACUCCUCCUUGCUUCUACCGUCAUCUCUGAUUAGAGUCCCGAGUUCCAUUAUUAGCUGGGAGACAAAGUAGGGAGGUAAACGCGGGUUAGGGGUGAAGGAAUGGGGAUGAUGAUCCGACCGUGAAGGAUCGGACUCCGUCCCUUCACCGACUCCGGAAUUGUGUCCCGCCCACCCCUAUUUUUAGAUAAAAGAAACAAGAUAGAGAGAGGGAGAAAGAAACCGGGGGAAUUUGAUAAUGCCAAGCGUAGCGGUGAAGCUGUACAGCGUCUUGUUCAAGAUCCUUCAGAAACACAGGCUCCAGAAUAGGACUUUCUCGCCGGAGGAGGGCAGCAACCCCUUCGGCGUCACCUCCCGGCCGGAGGAGGAGUCGGCGGUUCCCGCGAAUGCCUCCUUUAACGAUGGCGUCGCCACCAAAGACAUUCACAUCGAUGCCCUCACCUCCCUCUCCGUCAGGAUCUUCCUACCGGAAUCUUCCCUCCACCGGCCCUUCGACCCUCUCUCCAAGCGGCCCGAUCUCCGCCAGUCGCUCACACGCCGGAGCAGCUAUGGUGGUGUCACCGCAACCUCGACGUCUCCAGCGGCAGGGGAGAUCCGGCGGAGCAGUUAUGGCGGUGAAUCCUCCGGUAUUGGAGACGCCAAUGGCGCAGUGGCCUCUGGAUCUAAUGGCCAUUUGAAGGAUUCUAAGAGGCGGCAAGAUGGUGGCGGAGUGUAUAGAGGAUACCUCCCGGGGAACACAAGUUCCUCGUCUUCCCGGAGAUUGCCCAUCGUCCUGCAGUUCCACGGCGGAGGUUUCGUUUCCGGGAGUAAGGAUUCCUAUGCGAACGAUGUCUUCUGCAGGCGGAUUGCGAAGCUUUGCGAAGUGAUUGUGAUCGCCGUUGGCUAUCGGUUGGCACCAGAGAAUCGGUAUCCAGCUGCUUUCGAGGACGGUUUGAAGGUUCUCAAUUGGUUGGGGAAGCAGGCGAAUCUUGCUGAGUGUAACAAGUCGCUUGGAAGCUCACGCGGCAGUGCGAGCUCUGUCGAUCUACGCAAGUUCGAUGUACAUAGGCACAUUGUGGACGCGUUCGGUGCGUCGAUGGUCGAGCCGUGGCUCGCUACUCACGGUGAUCCUUCAAGGUGUGUUCUCCUUGGAGUUAGCUGUGGUGCCAACAUUGCAGACUAUGUUGCUCGGAAGGCUGUCGCUGCUGGCAACCUUUUGGAGCCUGUUAAAGUUGUUGCACAGAUUCUAAUGUAUCCCUUUUUCAUCGGCAGCGUGCCCACACAUUCAGAAAUUAAGUUGGCGAACACAUACUUCUAUGACAAGGCGAUCUGUAUGUUGGCCUGGAAGUUAUUUUUGCCAGAAGAAGAGUUCAGUUUGGAUCACCCUGCUGCGAACCCCCUCAUUGCAGGCAGAGAGCCCCCACUCAAGUUCAUGCCUCCAACACUCACGGUGGUUGCCGAGCAUGACUGGAUGAGGGAUCGUGCUAUUGCAUAUUCAGAAGAGCUCAGGAAGGUGAAUAUUGAUGCACCUGUCCUUGAAUACAAGGAUGCGGUUCACGAAUUUGCCACUUUGGACAAGCUUCUGAAGACACCACAGGCCCAGGCUUGUGCAGAGGACAUCGCGAUUUGGAUGAAGAAGUAUAUCUCGCUGAGGGGUCACGAAUUUUCAUACUAAACAGUUUCUUUUUUGCUCCUCUCUAUUUCAUUGUCUUAUUGUUCUCUUGUCCUUAAUUUUUUCAAUUAGCUAAGGUAUGUAAGGCGAUUACAUUUCUAUGGUAGUCAUUUUUUCUACAGAAUAUGUCAUUUUUGUAUGAUAAGUGAGUUUGGGUUAAUGAGAUUGCUAGAUGUAAGCACAUCUUGGCCAUUCUUCU
Nymphaea colorata (pocket water lily) is the source of this 2190-nucleotide messenger RNA. Its product is annotated as probable carboxylesterase 11. Bases 579 to 1994 code for a protein of 471 amino acids. Gene Ontology annotation, molecular function: hydrolase activity. The record is from RefSeq and is a predicted model, not a curated record. NCBI's taxonomy places the organism in Eukaryota, Viridiplantae, Streptophyta, Magnoliopsida, Nymphaeales, Nymphaeaceae. The transcript has 2 exons.